Molecule: messenger RNA, 2130 nt
Organism: Aureobasidium vineae
Lineage: Eukaryota; Fungi; Ascomycota; Dothideomycetes; Dothideales; Saccotheciaceae
Source: the annotation of a GenBank genome assembly
AUGUUUAGUAGAGUGGCCAUUCGCUCACGCAAUGCUCUGGCAAGGAAGCCGUUAGCCCGGUUGUCUGUACAGCCAUUCUUUCUCCCUCUACGUUCGUCACUAUGCUUGUCGAGUCUUGGUGCGAAACGCCUCUCUUCAACCGAGGCAUCUUCUACUGCACACGACCAACAUGACUUGAUCCAACGCAAGCAGAACGACACCAAGCAAAAGACACUGAAGCUACCUCUGUCAUGCCCAGGCUGUGGCGCUCCUAGUCAGACGGUCGCUCCCGAGGAAGCUGGUUUCUACAACUUGAGUAGGUCUGCCAUCAGGAAGUUUGUUCAGGAUGAUGCCAAAAAGGAGGAUCUUGUCUUCCAGGCAACUCUGGACAAGGUUGACAACAAGGUCCUGCAAGAGCUGGGUCUCGACAGCGGAGCCCUUGCUGCCCAGGAACACCCACAAAAGCAGACUCCCAUCUGCGACCGAUGCCACAACCUCUUGCACCAUCAUACCGGUGUUCCCAUCUUCCACCCUUCUAUCGACAGCAUCCGUAGCAUAAUCGAAGACUCUCCCCACAAGAACAACCACAUCUACCACAUCAUCGAUGCCGCAGACUUUCCCAUGUCGCUGAUCCCCGACCUUCUGAACCGCCUCGAUCUUCCUUCUCUGCGCACUCAAAAUCGCCGUUCCAAGCACAAANAAUACGUCCGCGAUCGCGUUGCCGACGUCUCCUUUAUCGUCACUCGCUCCGAUCUCCUUGCCCCGAAUAAGGAACAGGUCGACAGUCUGAUGCCAUAUCUUCGUGAGACGCUUCGUGACGCUCUUGGUCGCACCGGAAGGAAUGUCAGACUGGGCAACAUGCGAUGUGUGAGCGCAAAGCGUGGCUGGUGGACAAAGCAGGUCAAGGAAGACAUCUGGGAAAGAGGUGGUGCUGCUUGGAUGGUUGGCAAAGUCAAUGUGGGCAAGAGUAAUCUGUUCGAGGUUGCCUUCCCUAAGGGUAGGGUGCAAGAGAAGCUUCCUACGCCGCAGCCUAUGCAUGUGCAGCUAGAGUCAGACACUCCGUCAGUUCCUGCAGACUCCACCGAGUCUCUUUCCGACUUGCCCGAUGUUCAGGAUGCAGGCGUUACUGCUGCCGACUCGACAGGCAGUGCUUCUGAUAAUGCUCCGGCUGAGCCUCAACUAGAAGCGGUUGAUCAGGAUGAGCCAGACGUAUUUGACGUGGAAGAAGGUUCACUACUCCCUCCUGCUCAAGUCGAGACACCCUACCCAGUCAUGCCUGUCAUAUCAUCUCUGCCUGGAACCACAGCUUCGCCCAUUCGCGUGCCCUUUGGUAGCGGAAAGGGUGAGCUCAUUGAUCUUCCCGGCGUUUCUCGAUCCAACCUCGAAGAGUUUGUUCUCCCUGAGCAUCAUCAGGACCUUGUCAUGCGUUCACGUGUAGUUCCUGAGCAGACGUCCAUCAAGCCUGGCCAGUCAUUAUUGCUAGGAGGCGGUCUUAUUCGCAUCACUCCCACGACGCCAGAUCUGGUUUUCUUGUCAUACACUUUCCUACCUUUACACCCUCACAUUACCUCUACCGAAAAGGCUGUGGCUAUCGAGAGCGGCGAAAGAGCCACUGGGCUACGCACCAUCAUGACCAAGGAAGCUCGCGAGAAUAUGGCAUCAGCAGGCACUUUCAAGCUCGAAUGGGAUGUCACGAGGCAACGUGCUGGCCCAUUGACUUCGAAGUCCGCCGCCAAGCUGAAGCCUGAGCAGCUGCCUUUCAUAGUCUACUCUGCAGACAUCUUGGUCGAAGGUGUUGGCUGGGUCGAGCUUGUCGCACAAGUACGAAAGUCGACCAAGAAUAAGCCUACCUACACGCCACCUUCGAGCAAGGCUACAGACACUAGCACAUUGCCCACUUCAUCGGAUUCCGAGACAACAACCUGGAAGCCAUUGGGCCCGCCCGAGGAGGAAAUUCCACAGAGUCUUUUCCCACAAGUCGAAGUGUUUUCACCAAAGGGUAAAUUCGUAGCUGUCAGACCCCCUAUGGUUGCUUCCUUACUAGGUGGUAAGAAAGCUUCGACAGCAAACACACGUAAAAGCAGACCCAGAUUGAGCAUGAAGAGUCUGAAAAACAGCCAGCGUGGUAGAGAAGCUCAGAAAGAGGGCUGA